UGGGACUCGAUCCACGACCUCUUGUGAGUUUUCUUUUUAAUGUUUGUUUGAUAACGCCUAAAUUUUUUAUUCAUAUGAUAAAUGCAGCAAUGGUGCUCUUCUUCAGUUCUCACAGGAAGUUAUUUCUCUGAAAAUAUACCAAAGGCUAAUGCCAUAAUCUCAUACAACAAGAAGUCAGUGACAGAGGCGGUGCCAUACUUUGAGCAGUUGGGUCCUCUAGUGAGGCAGAUGAUGCCAAUCGUAGAAGCAUCUCCCUUGUAUGCAAUGGCUAGGAGUGCUUCAGAUGAUGCGUGGAAGAUGUUUAUUGGCAUGGCUGGAUCAAUGAUACCUGAGAGACCAAGAAGCCCUAGUCUCGUUCUCCAAAUUUGUGGAUCAAUUGCCUUCUGUUUUUGUUCAGUUCACGGAAGGGAUAUCAGAGUUCAGGCCAACACCUUCUAAGAACCGUGAAUGUUGCAAGAACAAAUACAACGUACAACACACACUACUGGUGAAGUUCAACUCGGACACGAUUGAUGAAACUGAUCUCCUCGAAGAGAUAUUGAAGCCUCGUGUGGACACUAUCGGUGGGACACUCGAAAAGGUGCAAUUAAGU
Messenger RNA from Hibiscus syriacus, 592 nucleotides. RefSeq lists its product as uncharacterized. Bases 82 to 438 code for a protein of 118 amino acids. The transcript is spliced from 6 exons. The record is from RefSeq and is a predicted model, not a curated record. NCBI's taxonomy places the organism in Eukaryota, Viridiplantae, Streptophyta, Magnoliopsida, Malvales, Malvaceae.